AUGAGUUCCCGAUGUUCAUUUCGCAGGGUUGCUUCGGAAGCCCACGACUUGGAGAACGCGGACGAAUAUAAUUCGUACGAUCAUAGACACAGCCAAGACAGAGAGUCUGCCCACUUCGACAGCGAUUCUGAUUCUGGAAGUAUUCGAUCAGCUGGUACGGGUCCUAGCAUGCGAGGCACACCAGCACCUUCGCGAUAUGCAAUCAAAGCGAUCGAGCCCAUCGAGCACCGUCACGAUGGCGGAAUUGGCAGACGAUACGAGAAAAAGUCGCAUCGCUUGCGUGCCCAAGGCAACCAGAUCGACGGGCAAAACGUGCUGAUCUACACCGAUCCUCGUCCUCCCAGCACGCUCGACGACACGGUCAACAGCAACCCGGGCUCGAGCCGCAUAAUGUCGGACUGGUUGUGUCCAGCUCUAGGCCAGGCCCAAGCUGCUCAGGACUCCAAAGCUGUAGAUGUGGACUUGGUGUAUUCGUUCGAACAAUCACAUUUGCCGCAAAAGUAUCGCGCUACCGAAGGAGAACAGAGUUCCAAAGCGAGCAACGUGACUGCCCAGAUACUAGCAAUCGAUCAUGGUCGGCUCAUCAACUACACAACCGCCGGCGCGCAAUCUGAGCCGCCCAGAAGCGGACCUUCUUCUAAAGGCAACAACAUGUCGUCAAAGUACGCCGCCUCGUCCCCAUCACCCGAGGCACGAAAUGCGCCACCAUCGCCUCCAUCGCCACCAUCACGCUCUACAAACUUAAUAGCCGCACCGAAACAAGUGUCUGUGGAACCGAUGACAAUAACAUCUAUGUACCCGCCGACUUCCUGUCAGCGCUUCCUCGUAUCCUUUGUUGUCGAAGGAAGCUCCGUGCAGAGAGCUAUUGCUCUGGAUGACUCCAUGAGUGUACAGACUGUCUUUGACGUUGUAGGGCGCAAGGUACAGCGCAUUUUGCUAGACAAGGGAAUCGCUGAGCUCGGCUUCGGCGUGAAUGGAGGGAUGGUUGUCGUUGAUGUGGAUGACCAAGACGGGUGGCAAUUCGUUCUGAACAAAGUGAAGGGGGAAAGUCUGAGCGCUAUCGAUGGCACUGUCAUGGUGCAGGAGUAG
Molecule: messenger RNA, 1089 nt
Organism: Fulvia fulva
Lineage: Eukaryota; Fungi; Ascomycota; Dothideomycetes; Mycosphaerellales; Mycosphaerellaceae
Exons: 2
Coding region: 1-1089 (362 amino acids)
Source: RefSeq, a predicted model, not a curated record